Messenger RNA from Brassica napus (rape), 1311 nucleotides. RefSeq lists its product as uncharacterized. The record is from RefSeq and is a predicted model, not a curated record. Lineage: Eukaryota; Viridiplantae; Streptophyta; Magnoliopsida; Brassicales; Brassicaceae. Gene Ontology annotation, molecular function: RNA-DNA hybrid ribonuclease activity; nucleic acid binding. The transcript has a single exon. The coding region runs from base 1 to 1311 and encodes 436 amino acids.
AUGGCUUUAGCAGUCGUCGAAGCAGCGAGAAAGCUUCGACCAUAUUUCCAGUCACAUUCAGUGGAGGUACUGACUGAUCAGCCUCUCCGAACCAUACUCCAAAACACCAACAGAUCUGGCAGACUCACAAAGUGGGCCAUCGAACUCGGCGAGCUCGAUAUUACCUACAAGAACCGCACAGCUGCGAAAUCCCAGGUUCUUGCGGACUUCUUGGUCGAACUGGCCCCAGAAUUGGAGCAAGAUCUCACACUCCCAAGCUCAAACUGGACGCUUCACGUCGAUGGAUCGUCGACCAACAAGGGAGCAGGUGCUGGAGUCCAAUUACAGUCCCCAACCGGAGAACUAAUCAGGCAGUCUUUCAGCUUUGGCUUUCCCGCAUCAAACAACGAAGCAGAGUAUGAAUCUCUGAUCGCUGGACUCCGCUUAGCAAAAGCCGUAAAAGCUAAACGACUAAGCGCCUAUUGCGACUCUCAGCUAGUCGCCAGUCAGUUCAGCGGCGACUACGAUGUCCGCAACGACCGAAUGGACGCCUACCUCAAACUAGUGCAAAGCCUGGCAGCAGAGUUCAAGUUCUUCGAACUCAUCAAAGUUCCCAGAGGCGAAAACGUCUGCGCCAACGCCCUCGCGGCCCUUGGCAGCAAGCUUCGUGAUCAAGUUAAACGGACCAUCCUGAUACACCGUAUCGAGAAGCCAAGCAUUGAUAUACUAACCGACCAAACCCUCGUCGUUUCCCCAAUCAACGGACCCGCUACUCCAGGCGACGACGGAUUUGGUCCUGAUUGGAGAACUGAGUUCAUCGACUACUUCUCGAGGGGAGACCUCCCAACAGAUAAAUGGGCAGCUCGCCGACUAAAAACACGCAGCGCCCAUUACGUCGUUCUUGACGAUGAACUACACCGAUGGACCGCAAGUAAAGUGCUCCUAAAAUGCAUCCAUGGCGACGAGACAGCAAGGGUUAUGGCAGAGACGCACGAAGGCGCUGGCGGAAAUCAUUCGGGCGGACGUGCAUUAGCGAUCAAAGUAAGGAGUUUAGGAUUCUUCUGGCCGACAAUGAACGCAGAUUGCGAGUCUUACGCGAGAAGCUGCGACAAGUGCCAACGGCACGCACCUAGCAUCCAUUGUCCAACCAAAAUGUUGCGAACAACCACCGCUCCAUACCCGUUCAUGCGAUGGGCAAUGGACAUCAUAGGGCCACUUCCCUGUUCCCGCCAAAGACGCUUCAUCCUCGUCCUCACCAACUACUUCACCAAAUGGAUCGAAGCUGACGCAUACGCUCAAGUUACAGACAAAGAAGUUCGCGGUUUUGUCUAG